AUGGCACCCAAGGCUCAGCCGGAUCGAAUGGCGGGAGGCCCCUCUUCUUCCUCGAAAAGCACCACAGACCCCAUGUUGCAAGGCGCCUAUGAGCAAGACGAGUCAAACGACUUGGAGGGGUCGACAGAGGAAAUCGCUGCCUUUGAGGCGCGCCUUCAGCAGCAGCAGCAGCAGCAUGGCCGGAGCAACUCUGCAGCGACACGGAACAUAUCGAGGGCCCCCACGUCAGGUGCUCCGCGACGCUCGUCAGCAUCGGUGAUCAAUAGUGCCCAUCGGCCGCAUCCGUCCUCGAGUGCCGCCCGGUCGGCGGCCGCCUCGCACCGCACCGCCGACCGUGGCGCGUCAGAGGAGGAGCACGCAGCACGGACACAGCGUGGCGAGGACAUCGAGGAUGUGCGCCGUCUCGAGGACCGCUUCCGUGGUGGUGAUGACGACGAUAGCGAUGAGGAGACAGUUGCACGCCGGCGCAAGAUGGGGUUGUGA
Leishmania major strain Friedlin is the source of this 483-nucleotide messenger RNA. RefSeq lists its product as hypothetical. The transcript has a single exon. NCBI's taxonomy places the organism in Eukaryota, Euglenozoa, Kinetoplastea, Trypanosomatida, Trypanosomatidae. The record is from RefSeq and is a predicted model, not a curated record. Bases 1 to 483 code for a protein of 160 amino acids.